AGAAUAUAUUAAAUAUACAUACUCAUUGUAGAUGAGUCCUCCAGUGGUUAGUACACUAGAAUAUAUAGGAGAUAAAGAACCAUUGAUCAAGCCUGAUGAUAAAAAUGAUGGUUGUAUGAAUCUUAUACAAGGCAGAAGCCAAAACAAUAUAUGUAUGUCUUCCUUUUAUUCGGCUACAUGCUAAAGAUACUGAAUUACGCUGAAGAGUCUUUUGAUCUAUUCAAUCGCAAAUUUAGAAGUUUCUAUUAAGUCGGUACAUUCCUUAAGUAGAGCAGCAUUAUCUGGAAAACUAGAUACAGGCGAAGCUGGAACAACAAACUUUGAGACUGUUGUGCAUAUAUUCAAAGGAAAUGUUGGUACAGGAAUUUUAAGUUUGCCUGCAGCAGUCAAGCAUGCAGGUAUUAUUGUGGGUCCAGCUGGACUGAUUUUAUUUGCAAUUAUAGCUGUCCAUUGCAUGCAUUUAUUAGUGCGUUGUUCACGUCAUUUCUGCAAAAAGCUUAAUAUUCCAGCUCUUUCAUAUGGUGAAGUUGCAGAGGAAUGUUGUCGACCUUAUUUAGGAAAUCACAGCAAAUUUGCUAGGUUUGUUGUGAACAUAUUUUUGAUUAUCACACAGUUUGGUUUUUGUGCAAUAUACUUUGUGUUUAUUGCAAAUACAAUUGUGGAAGUAUCUGGUUUGGAAAAAACAGUUAAUAUGCGAUUAAUUAUUUUAGCAUUGGCACCCCUUGCAAUAUUGUUUUCAUUUGUAAGAAGUUUAGAGAAAUUGUCAUAUUUGUCUGUUGUUGCUAACAUAUGUUGUAUUGGAGGAUUAAUUGCAAUUCUACAAUAUUUGGGAAGAAAUUUCCAAGAUCCGCGAAAGUAUCAUGCAUUCAAUGGAUGGAGUGGUCUUCCACGAUUUGCUAGUAUGGCAAUCUUUGCUUUUGAAGGAAUUGGAGUUAUUCUUCCUCUAGAAAAUGAAUCUAAAAAUCCAGAGGACUUUUCUUGGGUCCUCAAUAUUGGCAUGGGAAUAGUUACUACAUUAUAUCUUGUUGUUGGUGUAUUUGGAUAUAUUGCAAUUGGUGAUGGUAUUACCGGAAGUGUGACUUUGAACCUGCCAGAUAAUGCGUUGUAUAAUGUUGUAAAGUAUGCAUAUGCCAUAGCUAUGUUUUUUACACUUUUUAUACAAUUUUACGUUCCAAUGCAAAUAAUGCUACCAUAUCUACUUGCAAGAUUUAAAGUUCGAAGAGUAAAGAGGCUGGAAUAUAUUUUAAGAGCAGCUUUUAUGAUGUUUACUUGUUUAUGUGCUAUCGCUAUACCUCAAUUAGAAAAUUUUAUAUCACUGAUUGGUUCUGUUUCGAGCUCCGGGUUAGCAAUCAUAUUUCCACCACUCAUUCAUUCCAUAACUUUUCGAAACGAAGGUCUUUCUAAAAUUUGGAUUGUUAAAGAUAUGCUUAUAAUAUUGGUCGGAAUAGCUGCAUUCGCACUAGGCGGAUAUUUUUCUGUGGAAGACAUUAUUUCAGGUUUUAAGCUCUAGUUUUAAAAUGAAAAGUAUUUUUUUUAAAGUUAAUGUCCAUUUUGAUAGGAUACGUCUAUUCACGUAUCCUAAGUUAUACAUACUCAAGUUUUUCUACGCGUUUACAGUUAUAUGUACCCAAAUUUAAAUAAAAUACAGCCGAAUAUUUACCAAAAUUACAAUUAGAGCUACUAGUGUAGAAAUUGUAUCAGCAACAAAUUUAAGUUGAUUUUUUUAA
Messenger RNA from Hydra vulgaris (swiftwater hydra), 1727 nucleotides. The record is from RefSeq and is a predicted model, not a curated record. NCBI's taxonomy places the organism in Eukaryota, Metazoa, Cnidaria, Hydrozoa, Anthoathecata, Hydridae.